This is a messenger RNA of Populus trichocarpa (black cottonwood), 3317 nucleotides long. RefSeq names its product receptor like protein 21. The coding region runs from base 100 to 3192 and encodes 1030 amino acids. Gene Ontology annotation, molecular function: receptor serine/threonine kinase binding. The transcript has 13 exons. The record is from RefSeq and is a predicted model, not a curated record. Lineage: Eukaryota; Viridiplantae; Streptophyta; Magnoliopsida; Malpighiales; Salicaceae.
UUUUUGCACGGCAUGGGUCCGUGAAGUCCUCUAUAAAAGCCUUAACCUCCUCGCUGCCAUUCGCAACAAUUAAUAUUGUAAUAGUUGAUAAUAAUUAAGAUGGGGCUGUUCCUUCAGGUGUUGACGGUGUUAGUGAUAACGGUUUCGCUGCAAGGAUGGGUGCCUCUUGGUUGCUUGGAGGAAGAGAGGAUCGCUCUGUUGCACCUCAAAGAUUCUCUUAACUAUCCCAAUGGCACCUCCCUUCCCUCCUGGAUAAAAGCUGACGCCCACUGUUGUGAUUGGGAAAGUAUUGUCUGCAACAGCAGUACAGGUCGAGUCACCAGACUCUAUCUUGACAGCGUAAGGAACCAGGAACUGGGAGAUUGGUACUUGAAUGCCUCCUUGUUCCUUCCUUUCCAACAACUCUACGCUCUCCACUUGUGGAAUAAUCGUAUAGCUGGUUUGGUCGAGAACAGAGGUGGUUAUGAACUAUCAAGAUUGAGCAAUUUGGAGAUCCUUGACUUGGGAUCUAAUCGCUUUGAUAACAAUAUUUUAUCAUCUAUGAAGGGGCUUUCAUCUCUUAAAUUAUUAUAUUUAGAUUAUAAUAGACUUGAGGGGUUAAUAGAUUUGGAAGAAUCUUUGAGCAGCUUGGAGACCUUGUAUUUGGGCGGCAACAAUAUUAACAAAUUGAUAGCCUCAAGAGGUUCAAGCAAUUUGAGUACUCUAUACCUAGAGAAUAUCACAACCUAUGGAAGUAGCUUCCAGUUACUGCAAUCAUUAAAAGUAUUCCCAAACCUCACGACACUUUAUCUGAGGUACAACGAUUUUAGAGGGAGAAUAUUAGGUGACGAGUUGCAGAAUUUGAACUCCUUGGAAGAGUUGGAUCUAGGCUAUUGUUCUCUAGAUGAACACUCCCUUCAAAGUCUUGGAGCAUUGCUUUCUCUAAAACAAUUGUCAUUGCAAAAUCUCAAUGGCACUGUACCUUUUAUAGGAUCAUUCCCAAACCUCGUGGCACUUCACUUGGAAGGCAAUGAUUUUAGAGGAAGAAUAUUAGGGUUGCAGAAUUUAAGCUCAUUGGAAGAGUUGUAUCUAGACGGUUGUUCUCUAGAUGAACACUCUCUUCAAAACCUUGGAGUACUGUCUUAUCUAAAAUAUCUGUUAUUGCAAGAACUCAAUGGCAUUGUACCUUUUGGAGGCUUUCGUGAUCUCAAGAACUUGGAAUACUUGGAUUUGAGUUACAAUACUCUCAAUAAUAGCAUCUUCCAAGCCAUCGGAACGAUGACCUCUCUUAAAACUUUAAGGUUGCAGAGUUGUAAUUUAAAUGGUCAAUUACCUACAACCCAAGGCUUCCUUGAUCUCAAGAACUUGGAAUACUUGGAUUUGAGUUACAAUACUCUCAAUAAUAGCAUCUUCCAAGCCAUCGGAACGAUGACCUCUCUUAGAACUUUGAUUUUGCAGAGCUGCAGAAUAGAUGGUCAAAUACCUACAACCCAAGGCUUCUUUAAUCUCAAGAACUUGGAAUUCUUGGAUUUAAGUUCCAAUACUCUCAGUAACAACAUCUUACAAACCAUCAGAACGAUGCCCUCUCUCAAAACUUUAUGGUUGCAGAAUUGUAGUCUAAAUGGCCAAUUACCUACAACCCAAGGGAAUGAAAUAUACGCAGAAGAAGAUGAUCAUAAUCUCACCCCAAAGUUCCAGUUAGAGUCCCUCUCUUUGAGCAAUGGUGGACAAAAUACGAGAGCAUUUCCCAAGUUCCUUUACCAUCAGUUCAGCCUACAAUCUUUGGAUCUUACAAACAUCCAAAUAAAGGGAGAGUUUCCAAAUUGGUUGAUUGAGAACAACACAUACCUCAAACUUCUUUCUUUAGAAAACUGUUCUCUUUCAGGUCCAUUCUUGUUGCCAAAGAGUUCUCAUGUGAAUUUGUCAUUCCUAAGUAUAUCAAUGAAUCACUUCCAAGGACAAAUCCCUUCAGAAAUUGGAGCUCAUUUUUCAGGGUUAGAAGUUUUAUUGAUGUCUGAUAAUGGUUUCAAUGGAAGCAUUCCUUCCUCAUUAGGUAACAUGAGCUUGAUGUACGAGUUAGACUUGUCCAACAACAGUUUGCAAGGGCAAAUCCCUGGAUGGAUUGGGAAUAUGUCUUCUCUUGAAUUCUUGGACCUAUCAAGGAACAAUUUAUCUGGUCCUUUACCACCUAGAUUCGGCACUUCUUCAAAAUUAAGAGAUGUUUUUUUGUCUAGAAAUAGGUUGCAAGGACCGAUCGCAAUGGCAUUUUCUGACUCCUCUGAGAUAUUCGCAUUAGAUCUUUCCCAUAAUGAUUUAACUGGUAGAAUUCCAGAAUGGAUUGACAGGCUAUCUAACUUGAGAUUUCUACUCUUGAGUUAUAACAAUCUUGAAGGUGAAAUCCCAAUUCGAUUAUGCAGGUUGGACCAAUUAACCUUGAUUGAUCUUUCUCACAAUCACCUUUCUGGUAACAUCCUCUCUUGGAUGAUAUCUACUCAUCCUUUCCCACAACAAUACAAUUCUCAUAGUUCUAUGUCCUCAUCACAACAAUCCUUCGAGUUUACAACGAAGAAUGUAUCCCUUUCUUAUAGAGGCAGCAUUAUCCAGUACUUCACGGGAAUUGAUUUUUCAUUCAACAAUUUCACAGGAGAGAUUCCUCCUGAAAUUGGAAACCUCAGUAUGAUCAAGGCAUUGAACCUUUCGCACAACAGUUUGACCGGACCAAUUCCACCAACAUUUUGGAACUUGAAGGAAAUAGAGAGCUUGGAUCUUUCCUACAACAAAUUGGAUGGAGAAAUCCCACCUCGACUUAUUGAACUAUUUUCUCUAGAAGUUUUUAAUGUGGCUCACAAUAAUUUGUCCGGUAAGAUUCCUGCGAGAGUUGCACAGUUUGCCACGUUUGAUGAGAGUUGCUACAAGGACAACCCUUUUCUUUGUGGAGAACCGCUACCCAAAAUAUGUGGUGCGGCUAUGCCACCAUCACUAACGCCAACUUCAACGAACAAUAAAGAUAAUGGUGGCUUCAUGGAUAUGGAGGUUUUCUAUGUGACCUUUUGGGUUACAUACAUCAUGGUGUUGCUAGUGAUAGGAGCAGUUCUAUACAUAAAUUCAUAUUGGCAACGAGCUUGGUUUCACUUUAUUGAGGUGAGCAUCAAUAAUUGCUAUUAUUUUCUGGUGGACAAUCUUCCCAUUUUAUCCAAGUUUGGGUUUUCAUAGCCUUGAUGGUACCAAGACUUGGUGCAUCGUUGUGUAUUCUAGUUUUAAGAUUUAAACAAGUUUAAAAACAUGCUUAAGCGAUGUUGUAUUAAUUUAUACAGUUCCAUUUGGUUUUGUGGGUUUUU